Verticillium alfalfae VaMs.102 is the source of this 957-nucleotide messenger RNA. Its product is annotated as WD repeat-containing protein. Lineage: Eukaryota; Fungi; Ascomycota; Sordariomycetes; Glomerellales; Plectosphaerellaceae. The transcript has 3 exons. The record is from RefSeq and is a predicted model, not a curated record. Bases 1 to 957 code for a protein of 318 amino acids. Gene Ontology annotation, molecular function: protein binding.
AUGUACAUGCUCGCCCCCGUGGCCGGUCACCGCUUCACGGGCCGCGACGAAGUCUACGUCCUCGACAUCCACCGCCUCGGAGCAGGUCUCGCCUCUAUCACGUCAGACCAGCAACUCUCGCUCUUCGACCCAGCCCGCCUCGGCGCCGGCCCCAUCACCUCCCUGCCGACCGCGCACGGCAACAUCAAGGCCCUGCGCCCCUUUGACCGGUCAGCCUCGACCGUCUGCACCGCCGGCGACGACGGCACCGUAGCCCUCUGGGACCUCCGCAACCCGCGCUCCAGCGCCCUCGCCGCACGCUUCGCCGCCGCCGACGCCCCCCUCACGGCCCUCGCCUGCGACGCCGCCUCGCACACGCUCGCCGUCGGCACCGAGUUCGCCAACCACCAGUCCUCCAUCGCGCUCGACGACGUCACCGAGCUGUGCUUCCACCCGGCCGAGGCGCCGGGCGUCCUCCUCUCGGGGUCGACCGACGGCGUCGUCAACGUCUACGACACGCGGGCCGCCGACGAGGACGACGUCGUCGUGCAGACGCUCAACACGGGCUCCGUCCACCACGCCGCCUUCAUGAGCGCCUCCGAGGUCUACACGCUGACGCACGACGAGAAGCUCGCCGUCUUCAACCUCGACGCGGGCUACGAAAAGGGCACGCCCGUCGCCGAUUUUGGCGACGUGCGCGCCGAGCUCGCGUGUCAGUACGUCGCCAACGUGACGGCCAAGGUGGACGGCAGCGGCGCCAUCAUCGGCGUCGGAUCCCAGGAUCGACAGAAUUUCCAGCUCGUGCACCUCGCGCGGGGGAGCGAGAACAACAGCUGGGUCUUCGACAAGGCGUCGAGUGUUGGGCUGCCUGGCGGCCACGGGGAGGAGAUUGUGCGGGCCUUCUGCUUCUACGACGACGAGCAGGUCGUCUUUACGGCGGGGGAGGACGGCUACAUCAAGGCGUGGAGGCCGAAUUAG